AUGCUGGACGGGCUGAAGAUGGAGGAGACUUUGCAGAGCGCCCUGGAGCCCGCCGCCCCCUUCCCCUCGCUGCUGGGUAAGGCCGUGCCCCCCCGCUCGGUGUGCGAGGGGUGCCAGCGGGUCAUUUCGGACCGGUUCCUGCUGCGCCUCAAUGACAGCCUGUGGCACGAGCAGUGUGUGCAGUGCACGUCGUGCAAGGAGCCCCUGCACACCACCUGCUUCUAUCGUGACAAGAAGCUCUACUGCAAGCUGGACUACGAGAAGUUGUUCGCGGUGAAGUGCGCCGGGUGCCUGGAGACCAUCGCACCCAGUGAGCUGGUGAUGCGCGCCCAGAAGAGCGUCUACCACCUACGCUGCUUCUGCUGCUGCGUCUGCGAGCGGCGCCUGCAGAAGGGCGACGAGUUUGUGCUGAAGGAGGGGCAGCUGCUCUGUAAGGGCGACUACGAGAAGGAGCGGGAGCUGCUGAGCUUGGUGAGCCCGGCUCUGUCGGAUUCUGGCAAAAGUGAUGACGAAGACAGCAUCUGCAAAAUGGGCCCGGCCUCAGGGAAGGGAGCCGAGGAGGGGAAGGACCACAAGCGGCCCAAGCGGCCCCGCACCAUCCUGACCACGCAGCAGCGGAGGGCAUUCAAGGCAUCCUUCGAGGUCUCCUCCAAGCCCUGCAGGAAGGUGCGGGAGACGCUGGCAGCUGAGACGGGUCUGAGCGUCCGCGUGGUGCAGGUCUGGUUCCAGAACCAGAGAGCAAAGAUGAAGAAGCUGGCUAGGAGGCAGCAGCAGCAGCAGCAGGACCAGCAAAACACACAGCGCCUGAGCUCAGCCCAGCCCAACGGCGGUGGCAAUGGGGGGCUGGAGGGGCUCAUGAACCCCUACACUGCUCUGCCCCCCCCGCAACAGCUCCUGGGCAUGGAGCAGGGCGUCUACAGCUCCGACCCCUUCCGGCAAGGGCUCACCCCGCCACAGAUGCCUGGAGACCACAUGCACCCCUAUGGUGCUGAGCCCCUCUUCCAUGACAUGGACAGCGACGAUACCUCACUGAGCAACCUGGGCGACUGCUUCCUCGCCACGGCGGACGCGGGGCCGCUGCAGGCACGGGUGGGGAACCCCAUCGACCACCUCUACUCCAUGCAGAGCUCCUACUUCACCUCCUGA
This is a messenger RNA of Cygnus atratus (black swan), 1146 nucleotides long. It is a transcript of the gene LMX1A, whose product is annotated as LIM homeobox transcription factor 1 alpha. NCBI's taxonomy places the organism in Eukaryota, Metazoa, Chordata, Aves, Anseriformes, Anatidae. Gene Ontology annotation, molecular function: DNA-binding transcription factor activity, RNA polymerase II-specific; RNA polymerase II transcription regulatory region sequence-specific DNA binding. The coding region runs from base 1 to 1146 and encodes 381 amino acids. Gene Ontology annotation, cellular component: nucleus. The record is from RefSeq and is a predicted model, not a curated record. The transcript is spliced from 8 exons. Gene Ontology annotation, biological process: regulation of transcription by RNA polymerase II; neuron differentiation.